AUGGAGGAAGACAUGCAGCCCGCGGAGGAGGGGCCCAGCGUCCCCAAAAUCUACAAGCAGCGCAGCCCCUACAGCGUCCUCAAGACGUUCCCCGGCAAGAGACCGGCGCUGGCCAAGCGCUACGAGAGACCCACCCUGGUGGAGCUGCCGCACGUCCGGCCGCCCCCGCCGCCCUUCGCGACGCGCGCCGCCGUCUCCAUCAGCAGCAGCGAGCCGCCGCCGCCGCCGUUCCCGGCGCAGAGCACCUACCCCCCCGGGGCCCGGCCGGGGCGGGCCGCCGCCGCCCCCUCUUCGUCAUCGCCUUCCGCCGGCCUCCCCAGGGCCCACCUGCGGAACUCCCGCCGCCCCCCGCCGCAAUCCUCAUCCUUCGUCUUAUCCCCCCCCGUCCUUCCGGAGAGUCGCAUGAUCUUGGAUGCCUUUGCCCAGCAGUGCAGUCGAGUUCUUAGCCUGCUAAAUUGUGGAGGCAAACUUCUGGACUCCAACCAUUCUCAGUCCAUGAUUUCUUACGUCAAGCAGGAGGGCUCAAGUUACACUGAAAGACAGGACCCGUGUCACGUGGGGAAAGGGGUCCACAGUCAGACUUCGGACAAUGUAGACAUAGAGAUGCAAUAUAUGCAAAGGAAACAACAAACUUCUGCCUUUUUGAGAGUUUUCACUGACUCCCUACAAAAUUACCUGCUCUCGGGGAGCUUUCCAACUCCGAACACCUCAUCGGUCAGCGAGUACGGCCACCUGGCCGACGUGGACCCUCUGUCAACCUCCCCCGUGCAUACACUGGGAGGCUGGGCCUCCCCGGCAACGUCUGAGUCCCAUGGUCACCCGUCGUCUUCUACGCUGCCCGAAGAUGAAGAGGAGGAGGAGGAGGAAGGCUACUGUCCCAGAUGCCAAGAGCUGGAGCACGAGGUCAUUUCACUGCAACAAGAAAAUGAAGAGCUCAGAAGGAAACUAGAGAGCAUCCCAGUGCCCUGCCAGACUGUUCUAGAUUACUUGAAGACGGUGCUACAGCAUCACAACCAACUCAUGAUCCCACAGCCAGUUGAGCAGCCCUCCGAGGGAAGCAAGCAGCUGUUGAACAACUAUCCUGUCUACAUAACGAGCAAACAGUGGGACGAGGCUGUAAAUUCUUCAAAGAAAGAUGGGAGACGGCUCCUGCGAUACCUCAUCAGAUUUGUUUUCACAACCGAUGAGCUUAAGUACUCAUGCGGCCUUGGGAAAAGGAAAAGGUCAGUGCAGUCAGGAGAGACAGGUCCCGAAAGACGCCCUCUGGAUCCAGUUAAAGUAACAUGCCUCCGAGAAUUCAUUAGGAUGCACUGUACCUCCAACCCCGACUGGUGGAUGCCCUCGGAGGAGCAGAUAAACAAAGUGUUCAGCGAUGCUGUGGGUCAUGCCCGGCAGGGGCGCGCGGUGGGGACUUUCCUGCACAAUGGUGGCUCGUUUUAUGAAGGGAUCGAUCACCAGGCCUCCCAGGAUGAAGUCUUCAGUAAGAAUUCCCAGGAUGGGUCUGGGGAUUAG
Myotis lucifugus (little brown bat) is the source of this 1512-nucleotide messenger RNA. It is a transcript of the gene BEND4, whose product is annotated as BEN domain containing 4. Gene Ontology annotation, molecular function: DNA binding. The record is from RefSeq and is a predicted model, not a curated record. NCBI's taxonomy places the organism in Eukaryota, Metazoa, Chordata, Mammalia, Chiroptera, Vespertilionidae.